AUGCUCGGGUCCAAGCGACUGCCACGUCCUCCAGGCGUCUUCCUUGACAUCCUUACUCACUCGUCGGUGCGUAUGCCCCAAGAGAUUGACAUCGUCGAGCCACCCGCACCCAACUCCGUGCUAGUCGCACUCGUCUCAGAUGCUGGAGAUUGGACGGAACCGUACAUGAGCUACCUUAAGCGGCAAGCCUUGCCAAUGGACGAGGCAGAAGCAUGCAUGAUCGUGCGCCGCUGCAAGUCCUUCACCAUCAUCAACAAUGAGCUCUACAAGUGCAGCAUCUCCGGAGUAUUCCAACGAUGUGUCACCGCCAAAGAAGGUCGCAAAAUCCCGCGCGACAUCCACGCAGGGGACUGCGGCCACCACACGGGCGCACACUCGAUUGUGGCUAAAGCCCUUCUACACGGCUUCUACUGGCCCACAGCCCACGCCGACGCGGUCGACCUCGUUCGCGCAUGCGUCGGGUGCCAGAAGUAA
Lolium perenne is the source of this 474-nucleotide messenger RNA. RefSeq lists its product as uncharacterized. Lineage: Eukaryota; Viridiplantae; Streptophyta; Magnoliopsida; Poales; Poaceae. The record is from RefSeq and is a predicted model, not a curated record.